AUGGAGAGCAAUGACUAUACGCUCUUCGAAUAUGAACAUACUACUGGCGUUCCAUCACUCUCAAUUAACAAUAAUUUUGCAUUGGAUAAGCUAGACUUCACACAUAAGCUCUCCACUCCACAUAUUAAGGAAAAUGCGGAAGAAGUUUACACACCACUCAAAAGUGAACGAAACUACGGCUUGAGUUCACACAAACAAGAUUUGAACAAUGAAGGAAACACUCAAAAGAGUGUUCUCAUUUAUAAAAAAAGUAAAUUGCUCAGCAUUAUUGGAUCGUACAAGGUCAAAUUCUCGGAUAAAAUGGGAAUUAUAGAAUAUUUAUUGCACACUUAUGCAAUUCUUUAUUCAAAAAAUAUCCACGAAUUGUACAACUACGAAGUGGUCUUGGAAAAUACCAAGCCAGAUUCAGAUGGUUUCUGGAACACACUAACAAAUCUUACAAGGAAUAAUCUUAAUGAAGAUAACUUCCCAAAAACAUCUAAAUGUGUAACAAUGCUCUCUAAUUUUAGUAAAAGAAAGGGCCAUUCAAAAUAUAUUAAAAAGAACUUUCUUAAAAAAAUAGACUCGCAUUUCACAAAAUUAUGCACAUGUCAUACUAGCGUAAUGGAACAUAACAACCCAGAUAGUUCUUAUUUGACAAGUAUUAGAACAUCAACAGAAAUAGCGCGAUUUAUAGAAAAGAUAUUGACUGAAUACAAGACAAUGAAUAAACACAAGAAGCUCGACCAUCUAUUAGACGUCGCUACAAUAUUUGACAAGAAUUAUGAUCUGUCUUCAGAUGUGCUCUACGAAGUCAUAAAGCAACAUGGUAAUCGAUUUAUACAAAGAAGUCUUUAUAGUACUGUGAAAAAUGCAAUUGGAACAUGUACAAGAGGAAUUAACCCUAAUGUCACCGCAAAAUUGAAUGAAUCGAGUGAUAGGAUCAAGAAAUUCAUAGAUACUAUACAACAGUUCUCUCUUGAUACCGGCGAUGAGACAAACUACUUUUACAGGUACAAUGACUAUUUUGGGGAAGAACGCCGCUGCUCAGCCAGAAGAAUCGCCCAGCUUAGAAGACAAUAUACACCCCAAUGA
Molecule: messenger RNA, 1074 nt
Organism: Theileria equi strain WA
Lineage: Eukaryota; Apicomplexa; Aconoidasida; Piroplasmida; Theileriidae
Exons: 3
Coding region: 1-1074 (357 amino acids)
Source: RefSeq, a predicted model, not a curated record